Molecule: messenger RNA, 1418 nt
Organism: Nymphaea colorata (pocket water lily)
Lineage: Eukaryota; Viridiplantae; Streptophyta; Magnoliopsida; Nymphaeales; Nymphaeaceae
Exons: 3
Coding region: 518-1042 (174 amino acids)
Source: RefSeq, a predicted model, not a curated record
ACCGUAGGCCAUUGACCAAUAUCACAUUUGCAAAUAUACCAAAUCCAAAAUGACCGCCUUACCUUUGGUAUAAUAAUAAAUGCUGUAGUGGUACCGGUUUCUAAUCCAAUAAAAAAAUUAUACAGGCGAGACUCGAGUCGUUCAUGCAAAAACCGAUGAUUUACCACGAACAUAAGGACAAAAAUUCAAGUGUGAAACCGUGUUAAAUUCGGCUGCGCGGCGCCCACUACCCCACUUGUUCUUUCUUUUAGAACUUUUCAUAGAUAUGAGGUUGAAGCACAUGGUGGUAUGAUCAGAUCUGAAAUAGGAUUUUGGUUUCUGGAAUGUUAGGCUGUAAUUCCUUUAACUCGCUUUGGACGUCAGGCCCCAGUCCAUCCCCGAGAGGAAGAACGGACGGGGGUAGUGUCUUCAUUCGUAUAGGGUGGAUGGAGACGUGAAGUACAAUUAUAUGGUGGGGAACUGGGAUCUGAAAUAAGAGACCAGAUCUAGCGAGAGAGAGGAAGGGAGGGAGAGGGAGAUGUCUUCCGUGUGGAGAUCAGGGGCGUGCUUGAGAUGCUGCCUUCUGCUGGUGGUGGGCGUCUUGGUGCUUUGUGUGUCUGGGCCUGCACUUCUAUGGAGGCUUAAGAAGGGUUUGGCAGUUGCCAGGAGUGCCGGGGGAUGCCCUCCCUGCGUCUGUGACUGCCCUCCUCCUGAAUCACUCCUCAAGAUUGCGCCAGGGCUGGUGAACCUUUCAAUUACAGAUUGUGGGAAGCAUGAUCCUGAGCUGAAGAAAGAAAUGGAGAAGCAAUUUGUGGAUCUUGUGUCGGAGGAAUUGAAACUUCACGCUGCUGUUUCUGAGGAACAUAAACAUCACAUGAACCUCACACUUGUAGAGGCUAGAAGGGUGGCAACAGAAUACCAAAGAGAAGCAGAAAAGUGCAAUACAGCUACUGAAACCUGCGAGGAAGCCAGGGAACGAUCCGAGGCAUCAUUAAUAAAGGAAAGGAAAAUAACAGCCUUAUGGGAGAAAAGAGCUCGUCAGCUGGGCUGGGAAGGCGAGUAACUGGAGAGGUGGAUUUCCUGCAUUUUACUGUUCUUCCAAGUUUCCUUCAUGAAGGUGGGGGAGGGAACUGUAUAUGCUUCAGAUGUUCUAUCUAAGCUUUCUCGUCUGAUAGGUGUAGUUAAUGUCCCUUCUCCAUGUUUCUGCAACCUUUCGAAGACGGGAGAAGGUAAAAGGAAAAGGAAGAGGAGAAGAAGAUCUGUUGAUGUUGAUAAACUAGGGGAAUGUCGAGUCAAUUAUGUCUUACAUAGUGUGGUCGAAAAAGGAGAGCACGGUAGCCUUCUAUGGUUAAUGUCAAGUAGAAACAUCUCUCAGUUGAUUAGGGAGGCAAACUAUAAGCUUGUCUUCCAUUUUUUGGAAAGAAAGAAAUUGCAUAUCA